Macrobrachium nipponense is the source of this 1321-nucleotide messenger RNA. RefSeq names its product elongator complex protein 3 (gene Elp3). The coding region runs from base 237 to 1175 and encodes 312 amino acids. Gene Ontology annotation, biological process: tRNA wobble base 5-methoxycarbonylmethyl-2-thiouridinylation. Gene Ontology annotation, cellular component: cytoplasm; elongator holoenzyme complex; nucleus. The record is from RefSeq and is a predicted model, not a curated record. The transcript has 8 exons. NCBI's taxonomy places the organism in Eukaryota, Metazoa, Arthropoda, Malacostraca, Decapoda, Palaemonidae. Gene Ontology annotation, molecular function: acyltransferase activity, transferring groups other than amino-acyl groups; iron-sulfur cluster binding.
CGACAGUUAGGCCACGACGUAGACAAAGUGGAGUUCAUUGUCAUGGGAGGCACAUUCAUGGCUCUUCCUGAGGAUUACCGUGAUUACUUCAUCCGCAAUUUGCACGAUGCACUUUCCGGCCAUUCCUCUACCAGCGUAGAGGAAGCUGUCAGUAUUCUGAACGUAGCAACACUACAUGUAUUGGCAUAACCAUAGAGACCAGACCUGACUACUGUCUAAAGCGACAUUUGUCUGAUAUGCUCAAGUAUGGCUGCACAAGACUAGAGAUCGGAGUCCAGUCAGUUUAUGAGGAUGUGGCAAGAGAUACUAACAGGGGGCACACUGUGAGAGCAGUAAGUGAAAGCUUCCAGUAUUCGAAGGAUGCAGGGUUCAAGGUUGUGUCCCACAUGAUGCCUGAUCUACCCAAUGUUGACUAUGAACGAGACGUAGAACAAUUUAUAGAAUUCUUUGAAAAUCCUGCAUUCAGAGCAGAUGGCCUGAAAAUUUACCCAACUCUUGUUAUAAGAGGUACCGGUUUGUACGAGCUUUGGAAAACUGGGAGAUACAAGAGUUACCCACCUAAUACAUUGGUUGAUUUGGUUGCUACAAUUCUGUCCCUUGUACCUCCGUGGGUGCGUGUGUACAGGGUUCAGAGGGACAUCCCCAUGCCGCUAGUAAGUUCUGGAGUUGAACAUGGCAACUUGAGGGAGUUGGCACUGGCCCGCAUGAAAGAUCUGGGAACUGUGUGUAGAGAUGUUCGCACACGCGAAGUGGGAAUUCAAGAGAUUCACCACAAAGUCCGACCAUAUGAGGUGGAAUUAAUCCGACGAGAUUACACAGCAAAUGGUGGAUGGGAAACUUUUCUGUCGUACGAAGAUCCUGAACAGGAUAUCUUAGUAGGACUUUUGCGACUGAGAAAAUGCUCUGAUCAGACGUUCAGACCUGAAUUAGUCGGAGGGGUCUCAAUUGUUAGAGAGCUUCAUGUAUAUGGCUCUGUUGUACCUGUCAGUUCCCGCGAUCCACGAAAAUUCCAGCAUCAGGGCUUUGGCAUGUUGCUCAUGGAGGAGGCGGAGAGAAUUGCGAGGGAGGAACAUGGAUCCAAGAAAAUUGCUGUGAUAUCAGGGGUAGGCACCCGUAACUACUACCGAAAACUGGGCUAUGAAUUGGAUGGGCCUUACAUGUCUAAGAGCUUGUGAAGUUUGCAGCGUUGAAGGCGUCUCCUCUGACAUUAAGCUCCUUUAUUGAACAUUAUUGUUUUAAUGGAAGUUUAUUUAUUGUAAAGCAUAAUAGAGGACAAAACAUUCUGUUGAUAAUUCUGAAAUAUAUAUUCCCAAGAUGGUCU